GGAAACCAUACAUUCACAGAGGUAUACUAGAGAACGUAAAACACAGGCUGUAUGCCUUCCAUCCUUACCAUACAAAUCUGAAAAUGUAUUUGUUUAUCGGACCGCUCAUUUGGAUAUUUAAACACGUUGUUAUCUCCCGUUUGAAUUGAAGGUCGAGUAAUCGUUACGUCUGUAGAGUAAGUUCUAACCGAAGAUGUAAUCUUUUUUUUAUUCAAAUAGAUAUAGCAACGUUGACUUAUUGACCUUCAGUUUAUUCAGUAUUUAGCAAGUCUGUAUGUGUUUUUUUAUCGCGUUUGAGUUGAUCAAGAUUUGUGAAUAGACUUUGUCCUUGAAUGAAUAUAAUACGUUAAGUAACACUGAGAUUAUCUACAUUGUAGAUUAUCAGUGCUUUUAGAUAUCUAAUGAGAUUUCUGGAUCUUCUACAACCGUUUUAACGUAAUAACAUGUUGAGAUCCACGUUCAACUUUAAACAGUGCUUAAAACUUGGUGAUGUGUUGAACGGUGAUUUGCAUACCAUGCAUUAUUCUGACAUCUUUGCGCUGCGAACCUUCACCAUUAAAGUGGUUCAUUUGGUUGUCAACUGAUGGAAUAUAGAUUCUUGUUUAUUUUCGUUUGUUCAGUAUGGUGAUGAUUGUCAUCAGUGUGAAGUGUUCUAGCGUUGACUGUGCGCUUCAUCGAUAGUAGUCAACCAAUCAAAUACCAUAUAUUCGUCUGUGGGCUACGAGGUUUGAGUGAAAGCUUAUAUUACCUGGUUACUAUAAUCUAGUUAACUGAAUCAGAUAUCCGUUCGAAAAGCUAACAAAAACACAUAAUAGUAAGCGUCGUUGUAUAAAAUAUAGGUGUAUGACUGAGGUCUAUUGGUCGAUGACACUUUAUUUGCUCACUAGAAGCCUCAUCGCAUGGUUCGUAAUAAAGACCAGAAUAUGGGCCGUUAAUUGUGGUGGCCCUAAACACAUUGAUUCACAUGGAGUCGAAUAUAAGGCUGAUUUCUUAGACAUGGGUACUGCAUCGGACUACGGCCGCUCGUUUGCAAUAAAUCGUGUUCCCUCAGCAGACCAUAUAAUUUAUCAAACUGAACGGUAUCAUAACGAAGACUUUUCUUAUCCUAUUCCAAUAACAUCUGAUGGGGAGUACAUUCUUACUUUAAAAUUUUCUGAGGUUUGGUUUACUGAGCGUUAUCAAAAAGUAUUCAAUGUUCAUAUUCAAAAUUCACUCCCACUUGUUCAAAACUUGGAUAUUUUUGGUCAAGUUGGCUUUGCUACUGCAUUCGAUUUAAAUGUGCCGCUUAAAAUAAAAGAUGGAGUCAUAUAUAUUAGAGAAAAUACAGUCACUAUCGAUGACGAUCAUUUUACUGUGGACUUUAUUAAAACUCAGUUUGAUAAUCCGAAAAUCAAUGCUAUUGUUGUGACUAAAGGCUCAAUAGAAGAUGUCCCUCAAUUACCACCGUUAGAAAAAGUAGAAACAUUUGAUCAACAGGUGUUACAUCCUCAUAAAUUAUCUGAUUCUGAUGAUGAUGAAGAAGAAGAAGAAGAUUCGGAAUCAAUGCAACAGAGACCAUUUAGAACACCAAGAGCAAAAGAUCCUUAUGCUUCUAUCGACUAUUCCUAUUUAAUUUUACCUAUUAUAGUAUCGGUUGGAGCAUUUCUACCAAUUCUCUUUUGUUUAUGUAAACUUUGAAGAAAAAUACAAUAAAUAGUUUUUCUUGAUAUUACUGAUGAUGUUCUUAUUGUUGUUGUUUUUGUGUAAUUUCUUUUAAUUAUUCACAUCUUUUGUAGCGUAUAUGCACUUGCUUUAUUUUGUCUUUCUUGAAGCUAAAAUUUUCAUUCUAUGGACUGUACAUUGUUUGAAAAAAUGCACAUAUUAUUAGUGUCACUGUAUAAUAGAAUCGUUAUUCUUUAUUGUUUUUUAAAUGUGUGAUUUUUCAGAUAGGUUAAUUGCUUAUUUGUUUUGUUUGCUGUUUUAGACAUUAAAAUUCAUAAAGAGGGUUAUAAGUACUUAAUGGAUACUUAGGGUUAAGUAGUAAGUGUAAUCUUUCUAUAAGGAUUCACUUUCACAAUAAACAAAUAAUCAUAUUAACAAUAACUGUAAACGUAAUCUAAUUCUUCUAUAUUGUUGGUUGUAUUAUAUGAGUGAUUUAUUUCAACUUUGAACAAAUUGUCAGUGAAACUAUUAUUAUUAUUUCAGUAUCCAGUAAAAUAAUUCAUCCGGUAUUAUAUUUCGGGAUUUUAAGAAUGUUUGUUAUUGCGAUUAUUAGUGAUCUUGUCCAUUAUUCAUUCUUUGUAGGUUAUGUACAGAUGAUGUAAAAAUAUUUUAUUAUCAGUAAAUCUAUAUUCUCAAACCAACGAGUUAUUUUCUAAUUGCUUUAUAGGUUCUCUGAAGUUGUAAAUACUAUUUGACUGCUUCAUUGUGUAGGUCACUGAAACCCUAUGAGAAUUAUAACGUAUUACACAUUUCGUUUUUAAAAGUAUCCUUACACUAAACGACAUCUUUGGGUAAACAAAAACAAAAUAGUCGCUGCCUUUCGUCCACCCGGCUUCAUUAUCGUUCAUUUUUAACAUAAUUAACCAUUGAGAUAUUUCUAAAAUAAUGAAGAAAUAUUUCUUUUAAAUCAGGUUUUUAACAUAGCUGUGCGUAUAUAUAUAUAUAUAUAUAUA
Schistosoma rodhaini is the source of this 2654-nucleotide messenger RNA. NCBI's taxonomy places the organism in Eukaryota, Metazoa, Platyhelminthes, Trematoda, Strigeidida, Schistosomatidae. The record is from the annotation of a GenBank genome assembly.